Musa acuminata AAA Group (dessert banana) is the source of this 3534-nucleotide messenger RNA. RefSeq names its product plasmodesmata-located protein 3. Gene Ontology annotation, biological process: plasmodesmata-mediated intercellular transport; transport of virus in multicellular host. The record is from RefSeq and is a predicted model, not a curated record. The transcript is spliced from 7 exons. Bases 1972 to 2898 code for a protein of 308 amino acids. Gene Ontology annotation, cellular component: plasmodesma. NCBI's taxonomy places the organism in Eukaryota, Viridiplantae, Streptophyta, Magnoliopsida, Zingiberales, Musaceae.
CUGAAUCCGACCCGAACGAUGGGUUUCCGAUGAUCCACUUGCACAGUUGUCCUUCCUCGAUUAUUUCGUCCCUUUUCCAAACGAUUGUAUUGUUCUGGCCGUUCGCAGCUUGGAGGAGCAAACUUUGCAGCACAUACUGCCGAUGCUCCGUCGAAUCAUCGCUCAGGAAAAUCGCGUUCAGGUCGCUCCGCUCGUGACUAGCGAAGCAAACUGAAGGGCCGACGAAGAUAUUAGAAUGAAACCAGAAAGGGUGGCCGGAGAAGUUCCCGGAGACGAAUCCGAAUCUUUCACCGCUCUUUCCUGGGUACUUCUAUCGAAUUUGAACCCGGGUUUCACCCUUUUGACGAUCGACCCGAAGAGAGCGGUCGAUUCUCGUUCUCUCUUUCUUCGAUCCGGGGUUUGAUUUGAGGGGGCUCGUUCGGAGGGUAAGGACGUGGAUAUCGAUACCCUUCGCAUGCGCGAUGAGGGCGAAAAUGGCGUCGUUUUAUCAGGGUCACGUUAAUGCGACUCAGCUGUUUGCUGUGUUCUCGAUGGUACUUUUUGAUAUCCGGUGAUAACGUCAGUUAGGGACGUACUUUGUGUGUCAGUAUUAUCAGAUUCAUCAACAGCAAUCGGAGUUAGUCGAUCAGUUCUACACGAAUUUUAGUUCCAUGGUGCGAUGUGAUGGGCGACGGAGUCUGCUCAAGGGAUGAUGGAAGGAGCAGAGGAAGAGGUAUAUCAGCCUGAAAUUUCAAGAGACAGUUGAGUGGUGCGGGCAUAAGGUUUAUAACAGCCGACCAAGAGGAAAUGGUAACCUCCAGCAGGUUCCGCACCAGCAAAGGGGCAUCUCGGGCAGUCAAGUUCCAAGAAACCUUGUGGAAGCUUUAUCAUAGAUAUUUAGUAUGUUGGUGCAGGCAUAUACCAUUAUCUUUCUUCUCGGUUCAUCAAAAGUUUCAGUGAGUUCUACCAAAAUUAGCGUCUCCAAACUGAUACGCUCCCGGGAGAGGCAGAGGCAGAGGAGGCAGAGGCGGCCGCCGAGGAAGCGGGAGGCGAAAGUUAUAGUGGCGACGUCGGGGAUGCAGAAGAGGAGGCGGCGACGGCUUGGCGGUGCUGUAACAGUCUAGACAUCAAUCCGGUGAUCGGCACCGCCCAGGUUGAUGCAUAAGGUAAAUCUGGUUCUGCCCCUGCUGCCGGGAUGCUGUUUGAUGAAUUGACAAUGGAUUCCUAUCUUGUCACGUGAAAUGCAAUGUCAGGCGCGUACGCCAUACAGCGUGACACUUCCAGAGGACGAUCGAACUGUGCGACCUCUUUUAUUGCGGUGCUGACUACCUGUGGCGAUGCUGGAUGGGCGGACGAGGCCGAUAUAAUUACGUUGAUAUGAUGGUAUGUGCUCACGCUUGGCUGGUACGUUGGCCACUAUAUAUAUACAUAUUAUUCGUCGGUGUCGAAAAGUGUCGAGUCGCUGAGAAGUCGACAGAGCGGAGGGACCGUGGAGCACAGGAGGGCAGUGGGAAGCGUUGGAUGGAAGCCACGAGGAGGAGCAUGUCUUUAUUGAAGGACACAAUAAGCAAGGCAGAGAUUUAUGUUUCUUCCCAUCGUUCACACCCCACGUUCACAACACUCCAUUUUUCCCAGUUCUCCUACGUCUUUUGACUGGUUUCCAAGGGUAUGGUAAAACUAAACUAUUAUAUGAAAAGAAGAUGACUGGUAUGUAUAACUGGCUACUGGCAAUUCCCUAGUCAAAAGUUCGACACAGUACUAGAAAAUGUCCCGAGUAUCCUCCGCAGAGCACUUAUUUCAAAGCGAAAGUUGUUGAAGAGAAAAGGUAACCCACUACAUCUUCCUUCGCUUAAAGGUAACUGAGAAGGAGAAGAUUAGAAUAAGAGCAAAAAGUAGGCGAAAGAUGCACAAGAGGGACAUUCCUUGACAGAGAUCGAGGGAGAGAGACAGACGAGAGGGAGAGAGUGUGCGAGAGAAGGGAAACCCUGGUAGAUGGGCAUUUCUGGAGCCCAACACCAACACCACCGCCACCGCCACUCCCUUUCUCCUCCCCAGAUCUCUAAAACCCCAUUUCCACUCCUUACCAUAACCCUAACACUUCUGUCUCUUCUCUUCCUCUUCCCCGCCGUCGCGGGUGACCUCUACUCCCUGGUCUACAAGGGCUGCGCCAACCAGACCCUGUCGGGUAGUGGCUCCGCAUACAUGCAGCCCCUCGCCGCACUCUCCUCCGCCCUCACCGCCCAGGCCGCCUCCGCCAAGUUCUACAAAACCACCACCUCCUUGGCCGGCGGCGGCCAGCCCCUCUUCGGCCUCUUCCAAUGCCGCGGCGACCUCCCCCCCUCGGACUGCUCCGCCUGCGUCGGCCGAGUCCUCCUCAUGUGGGCGUCCCUCUGCGGCACCGCCGCCGCCGCCCGAGUCCAGCUCAACGGGUGCUACGCUCUCUACCAGGCCUCCGGCUUCCCCCAGGUCUCCGGCACCCAGAUGCUCUACAAGACCUGCGGUUCCGGGCGGGACGGUGGCGGCUUCGAGGUGAAGCGCGACACGGCCUUCUCCCAGCUCCAGAGCGGCGUCGCCGGCGGCCAGGGGUUCUUCGCCACCAGCUACGCGUCCGUAUACGCCAUGGCGCAGUGCGAGGGAGACCUCUCCGCCGGCGACUGCAGCGAGUGCGUCGCCCAGGCGGUUCAGAAGUCGGAGGUGGAGUGCGGCGCCGCCGCCUCCGGCCAGGUGUACCUCGACAAGUGCUACAUCAGCUACAGCUAUUACGCCAAUGGCGUACCUCACGGCGACAACAACAGCGGCGGAGGAGGGCAAACAGAGAAGACAGUGGCCAUAGUGGUGGGAGGGGCAGCAGGGGUUGGGUUCUUGGUGAUCUGCUUGCUGUUUGCCAGGAGUGUACUGAAGAAGAGAGAUGAUUAUUGAAGGUUGGUGGUGACUGGUAAGUGGCGGGGCAGUAAUAGAGGAGUAAUUGAAGGGAGAUGGAGUUUGGAGAGGGGAUUGUGUCCUUGUAUAGGGUUGGGCUUCACAGAGGGAAUGGAUGUUUGUCCAUUGGGAAUGGAUUCGUGGCUGGAGCACAGAGCGGUCCUUUGGCUGUUUCCUUUUAUAUGGGUUUCAUCCAUCAUAUGUCAGAGAGGGGGAGGGAAUACUGGAUGACGGGUCCAAUCUGCUCUCACUGUGGGGAGAUGCACCUCUCUUCUUUUUCAAUCAUCAUCAUGUAUAUCUGUCCCUACAUAGAGGGAUGGAAGUGUAUACAGAGAUUCAAGGGAUUAUUUUUGACACAAGACAUUCUCGAGUAAAUUUUGCAGAAUCCCUUACUACCUGUUUCAGGGCUUUAAUAUAGUGGGCAAACUUUUGGAUCAUACCAAUCAGCAUUGAAAGGUCAGUCACAGGAUUAUACUCUUUUAGAGCUUUGUAUAGCGACAACAGUGGUCAUGAUAAUUUGUUUGAGUAGAUUGCUAUUACAGCUUGCAGUAAGUUUUCAUUGGUUUCUUGUAUCAGAACCCUUGAUGAGAUGUUCUGCUUCCUCCAUUGUAAUUCUAUUAUUUGUAAAUUUUUGUA